Messenger RNA from Penicillium odoratum, 1056 nucleotides. RefSeq names its product RNA-binding protein. Gene Ontology annotation, cellular component: cytosol. The coding region runs from base 1 to 1056 and encodes 351 amino acids. The record is from RefSeq and is a predicted model, not a curated record. Lineage: Eukaryota; Fungi; Ascomycota; Eurotiomycetes; Eurotiales; Aspergillaceae. Gene Ontology annotation, molecular function: mRNA binding. The transcript has 4 exons.
AUGUCUGCCGUCGACGCCCUGACUGACAGCAUGGCUGCUACCGCCAUCGCUGAGACUCCCGCCACCAACGGCACCGCGCCUGCCGCCCCGGCCACUGACGCUGCAGUUGCCAGUGCCGAUGAGGGCCGUCGUCUUUACAUUGGAAACCUCGCCUAUGCCACCACCGAGGACGAGUUGAAGGAUUUCUUCAAGGCAUACACCAUCGAGAGCACCUCGAUCCCGGUGAACCCCCGUACCAACCGCCCCGUUGGAUACGCAUUCGUAGACCUCGCCACUGCCAGCGACGCCACCGCAGCUAUUGAGAGCCUGUCCGGCAAGGAGAUCCUGGCGCGCAAGGUGUCUGUCCAGCUGGCCCGCAAGCCUGAGGCUGCUGAGGCCAAGGAGGGUGCUGCCAGUGGCGGCGAGGGUGCCAGCGGCACUGAGGGUCGCAAGCGCACUGGUGGCCGGGGUCGGGGCCGUGGUCGCGCUCGUGGCCGUGGUGGUCGCGCUGCUCGCGGUCGUGGUGCUCAGGAGGGCCAGGAAACCGCCGAUGCCACUGCUACCGAGCAGGCUCCUCUGGCUGAGACUACCAAUGAGACCGAGACUGCUGGUGAUGAGGGAGCCAAGCAGCAGGGCAAGCCCCGCGGCGCGCGUACCCAGAAGCAGCGUGGUCCCCCCGAGGACGGUAUUCCCUCCAAGACUAAGGUCAUGGUCGCUAACCUGCCUUACGACCUGACUGAAGACAAGCUCAAGGAGAUCUUCUCCGCCUACGAGCCCGUUGGUGCCAAGGUUGCCUUGCGCCCCAUCCCCCGCUUCAUGAUCAAGAAGCUCCAGGCCCGCAACGAGCGUCGCAAGACCCGCGGCUUCGGUUUCGUCAGCCUUGCUACUGAGGAACUCCAGGCCAAGGCCGUCAGCGAGAUGAACGGCAAGGAGAUUGACGGUCGCACCAUUGCCGUCAAGGUCGCCAUCGAUAGCCCCGGAAAGGAGGACGACGAUGUCACCGAGGAUGUCACCGAGGAGACCCCCGCCCCGACUGAGGAGAAUGCCACUCCCGCCGAGACCCCCGCCGAGGCUUAA